Molecule: messenger RNA, 1563 nt
Organism: Penicillium subrubescens
Lineage: Eukaryota; Fungi; Ascomycota; Eurotiomycetes; Eurotiales; Aspergillaceae
Product: OSTA/TMEM184 family protein
Exons: 5
Coding region: 1-1563 (520 amino acids)
Biological process (GO): transport
Molecular function (GO): transporter activity
Source: RefSeq, a predicted model, not a curated record
AUGGGUUGGACUGUGUGUAAUACCACCUCGGAGCAUCAGAAGAUCGAGGAGGAAGAUCUUUGGCAUGGCGGUAUUACAUUUCACCAACUCAGCUUGAUUGUGGCCGGUGUUUGCGCCUUACUAGCUUGCGCCGUGUCGAUUUUCUUGAUUAUGGCCCAUGCCACACAUUACAGCAAACCGAUCGAGCAGCGACAUAUUAUUCGAAUUCUAUUCAUGGUCCCCGUAUAUUCCAUCGUCGCCUGGCUCAGCAUUCUUUUCUACAAUGAUUCCGUAUACUUCGAGGUCAUUGGCAACUGCUACGAAGCCUUCUGUAUCGCGGCUUUCUUCUCCCUCAUGUGCCACUACAUUGCGCCCGACCUACACAGCCAGAAGGAUUACUUCCGUGGAAUUCAACCCAAGGGCUGGCUUUGGCCGCUGAGCUGGUUUCAGAAGUGGAAGUGCUGUUUUGGACAUCGCGGGGCGUGGCGCAAUCCGCGCAGCGGUCUGACUUGGUUCAAUGUGGUCUGGGCGGGUGUCUUCCAAUACUGCGUGAUUCGAGUGUUGAUGACCAUUGUCGCAGUUGCCACGCAAGCGACUGGUAGAUAUUGCGAAGAAUCGCUGAGCCCGGCUUUUGCGCACGUUUGGACGAUCAUCAUUGAGUCAAUCAGCGUUUCAAUAGCUAUGUACUGCUUGAUCCAGUUCUACUACCAAAUCCGCAAGGACAUCGAAGAGCACCAACCUUUCUUGAAGAUCCUGUCUAUCAAAUUGGUCAUUUUCCUUUCUUUCUGGCAAUCAAUCUUUAUCAGUCUACUGGUUUCUUUGGGCGCUGUCGGUGAGACAAAGAAGAUGGCUAUGGCGGACCUAAAGUACGGCCUGCCGGAGAUGCUGAUCAACAUCGAAAUGUUCAUUUUCUCCGUCCUUCAUCUAUGGGCCUUCUCCUGGAAACACUACACCCUCAACAACGAGGGUGCCGAAGUGACGGACUUCUACGGGAACGGCAAGGCCUCCUACGAAGGUGGACGGUUGGGUUUCGGUGCCCUGGGUGAUGCCAUGAACCCCCUGGAUCUCCUCAAGGCUAUUGGUCGCAGCUUCCGAUGGCUGGCCGUCGGCCGCAAAACCCGGAUGGAGGAUCCCAGCUACCAGGCUCACACAGAGACUAUUGGCUUACAGCCCUCCGAGUCUGGAGUCACCGACACUAACACAGCUUACGGGGGUGCAGGCACCGCCCUGUCUGGAGGUCGGACAGGCCGAUAUGCCGGAGACGAAGAAGGCGAGGUCCUACUCGCUCACGCCCAGUCCAACCCGUCAACCUCGCAUGUCGAUGCCUCACCAUGGGAAGAUGACAACGACGAUUAUCUGCAGGGCCACCAAUCUGGCCGCUUCUAUGGAAAUCAGAAUCCUUCGCCGUAUGAUGAUAUCGAGCACCGAAAUACCGCCUAUCACCCUCAUGACCAAGGCCAAGGCCAAGGGGCUGCCGCCCAGCCAUACCCGGCCAAUGGCCCGCUAAGGGAACAGGUCCCCAUGCCUAUGCCUGACCCAUAUCAACCCCCACCGCCUUAUCCAGAGAGUUAUCACCAUCCAUGA